Microtus ochrogaster (prairie vole) is the source of this 681-nucleotide messenger RNA. RefSeq names its product paired immunoglobulin-like type 2 receptor alpha. Bases 1 to 681 code for a protein of 226 amino acids. Gene Ontology annotation, molecular function: MHC class I protein binding. The transcript is spliced from 5 exons. The record is from RefSeq and is a predicted model, not a curated record. Lineage: Eukaryota; Metazoa; Chordata; Mammalia; Rodentia; Cricetidae.
AUGGCUUGGAUCCUGUUUCUGCUGCUGCAAGCAACAAGUCUACCACCUGGGAAUUCAGCAGGAUCCAACAAAGUAAAUGAUUUUGGGGUCAACCAACCAGCACACCUCUCUGGUGUCCAAGGCAGCUCCAUAGAGAUCCCCUUCUCCUUCUACUAUCCCUGGAAAUCACCAAAGGAUCUGCAGAUAACGAUUCUCUGGAGAUGGAAGAACUUCCAUGGGAAAUUGAUCUACAACUCUUCCUCGGGUUUCAUACUUAAGCAUUUCAAGAAUCGGCUCAUCCUGAACUGGACACAGCCUCAGACAUCCGGAGUCCUCAGAAUCCUGGACUUGAAGGAGAAGGACCAGGCAGUGUACUUCUGCCGAGUUCGUCUGAAAGCAAGAAAAGUAAAGGAGGAGUUCUUUCAGUCGAUUCCUGGUACCAACCUCAGCAUCACCCCUAGUGAGUGCAAGCCGACCACCUCUCCAAGUCCCAGCACUGUAACUUCUACACGCACCAAAAACACCCUCACGGCCACAGAAGGUCAGAUGAGCAGAGAAAAUAAGACCCUGGAUCUGGGAACCACAGUUGGGGUGGCAGUGGCUGCUGCUGUACUCCUGGCUGGGGUUUUGGGAUUGAUGCUGUUCCUCAGGUGGAAGAGGAGGAAAGGCCAGAGGACUAAAGCCGAAACCCCAGCCAGGUGA